AAGAUUUCCGGGUGCGGGGUAGCUGAGAUCACACUAAAGUACAUAAAAAAGGCAUCAACCCAAGGUUGGUACCAAACUGGAGAUCAUUUCAGUCAAGAUGAAUCUCUGGAUCGGAGUGACACUUUUGUGUCUUUCAGUCUCAUAUUCUCAAGGUUGUGGAAACAAACCAUUUUCAGCUAGAGUCGUGAAUGGGGAAAAUGCCACUCCACACUCCUGGCCCUGGCAGAUUUCUCUCAGAGUAAAUGGACGUCACAUAUGUGGAGGAUCUCUCAUCGAUAGGGAAUGGGUCGUGACUGCCGCCCAUUGUGUGGAUAGAAACCCGAGACCGAGUGGAUACACUGUAGUCGUGGGAGCCCACCGUCGAACAGGAUCAACACAAGUGCAGAGGACCUUUCGUUUGAGACAACUGUUUAAACAUGAAGGAUUCAGUAUGAGAAAUCUGCGAAAUGACAUAGCACUUCUGCAGCUUGCUGGGUCUAUAUCACCCAGUCCUAAAGUCAACACGGUGUGUUUACCAGCUUCUGGGAGUCGGAUUCCAGCAGGAUCGCAAUGCUAUAUUACAGGCUGGGGAAGAACUGUUGGAGGCGGAAAUGCAGCGGACGUUCUCCAACAGGCUAUGCUGCCAGUUGCCUCACACCGUGACUGCAGCAGAGUCAAUGGACGACUGAUUCCUGUCGAUGAGAGAUCAAUGGUAUGUGCUGGACGCCAAGGAAAAGGAGGAUGCCAGGGUGACAGUGGCGGGCCUUUUGUUUGCAAUGAGCGUGGACGAUGGGUGUUGAGAGGUGCUGUGAGCUGGGGUCAUUCGCAGUGUAGGACAGAUCACUACACGGUUUUCGCUCGUGUAAGCAGCUUCAUUAGCUGGAUCAACAGCAAGAAGUCAGGUGGAGGUGGAGGUGGAGGCGGAGGCGGAGGCGGCGGAGGCGGAGGAAGUAAGCAAACCUCAAUAUAAUAUAUAAUGCAUGAU
Pocillopora verrucosa is the source of this 964-nucleotide messenger RNA. RefSeq names its product chymotrypsinogen B-like. The record is from RefSeq and is a predicted model, not a curated record. Lineage: Eukaryota; Metazoa; Cnidaria; Anthozoa; Scleractinia; Pocilloporidae. Gene Ontology annotation, molecular function: serine-type endopeptidase activity. Gene Ontology annotation, biological process: proteolysis.